Schistosoma spindalis is the source of this 5462-nucleotide messenger RNA. The record is from the annotation of a GenBank genome assembly. Lineage: Eukaryota; Metazoa; Platyhelminthes; Trematoda; Strigeidida; Schistosomatidae.
UCACAACACGCGCUCGGUAUGGUUCAUCUGACACUUUCCCUAAAUGCCAUCCGUAAAGCUACAAAGUUGAACUGUUUAACCAACUUAUACCAGUCUUUUAAAUGUCGAAACUUAAGUUACACAAGCGGAUACACUAUUGUUGACCAUUCAUUCGAUGCGGUGAUUGUUGGUGCAGGUGGGGCGGGUUUACGUGCAGGUUUCGGCCUCGCAAAUGAGGGUUUCAAAACUGCAAUUAUAACAAAAUUAUUUCCGACGAGAUCUCACACUGUUGCUGCUCAGGGUGGGAUAAAUGCUGCUCUCGGUAAUAUGGAGCCUGAUGACUGGCGUUUCCAUAUGUAUGACACAGUCAAAGGUUCCGAUUGGUUAGGUGACCAGGAUGCUAUUCAUUACAUGUGUGAAGAAGCCCCACAAGCCGUUAUCGAGUUGGAAAACUAUGGAGUACCUUUUAGUCGCUUGGAGAACGGCAAAAUAUACCAGAGAGCAUUCGGUGGUCAAAGCAUAGACUAUGGGCGCGGUGGUCAGGCCCAUCGCUGUUGUGCAGUUGCGGAUCGAACUGGGCAUUCACUUUUGCACACAUUAUAUGGCCGGUCAUUACGUUAUGACGCCACUUAUUUCAUCGAAUAUUUCGUAUUGGAUCUUCUCAUGGAAAAUGGCGAGUGCCGUGGUGUCAUCGCUGUGUGCUUAGAGGAUGGGACUUUGCAUCGUUUCCGUUCUAGAAAUACAGUUCUUGCUACAGGGUAUGUCGUUUGUCUUAGCUCUUAUCAGAUAGGGGUUAUGGUCGUACAUACUUUUCCUGUACUUCAGCACAUACUUGUACAGGUGAUGGGACGGCAAUGGUCACACGGGCUGGGUUGCCUAAUCAAGACAUGGAGUUUGUUCAGUUUCAUCCCACAGGUAAGUGUGGAUAUUUUCUGUAACUUCAAAGGAAUUUAUGGGGCUGGGUGUUUAAUCACCGAGGGCUGUCGAGGUGAGGGUGGUUACCUCAUUAAUAGUAAAGGAGAGAGAUUUAUGGAGAGAUAUGCUCCUAAUGCUAAAGAUCUAGCUUCCCGGGACGUUGUAUCAAGAGCAAUGACAAUUGAGAUUCGCGAAGGACGAGGAGUUGGCCCUAGGAAAGACCACAUAUUUUUGCAACUUUCUCAUCUUCCGGCAGACCAACUGCACAGUCGGCUCCCUGGUAUAUCAGAGACAGCAAAAAUUUUCGCAGGUGUUGAUGUUACAAGGGAUCCUAUUCCUGUGUUACCUACCGUUCACUAUAAUAUGGGAGGAAUUCCUACAAAUUAUAAAGGACAGGUGCUGACUUAUGAUCCGGUUGCUAAGAAAGAUAAGGUUGUCCCUGGACUAUAUGCUGCUGGUGAAGCUGCUUCUGCAUCGGUUCACGGCGCUAAUAGACUAGGUGCCAACUCACUACUUGACAUAGUUGUGUUUGGUCGUGCAUGUGCGCUUGACAUUGCUGCGAAAAAUAAACCUGGAGACGCAGGUCCAGAGUUAAAACCAGAUACUGGAGAGGUUUCCAUCGCUAACUAUGAAAAACUCAGGACCGCAAAUGGAAGUUAUCCAAUUGCACAAGUUCGAUUAGAAAUGCAGCGAACAAUGCAAGAGUAUGCCGCAGUAUUUCGUGAUGGUCCUACUCUCAAAGAGGGCUGUAAAAAAAUGUAUGAAUUAUAUGUUUCUCGAAUGAAUGAUUUAAAAGUUAGUGAUCGCAGCAAAAUAUGGAAUAGUGACCUAAUGGAAGCGUUAGAGUUACAGAAUCUGAUGCUAAACGCUUUACAGACUAUUGUUGGGGCUGAAGCCCGUAGAGAAUCGCGUGGUGCUCAUGCACGUGAAGAUUUUCCUAAUCGAUUAGAUGAAUUCGACUACUCUAAACCUAUCGAUGGACAAAAACCUAGGCCAUUUGAAGAACAUUGGCGAAAACAUACCCUGUCUUAUCAGGAUGUUAAAACGGGUGCUGUAAAAUUGGAGUAUCGUCCUGUAAUUGAUACCACCUUGGAUUCUAAGAGCUGUCCAACUGUCCCUCCAAAACUACGCACUUAUUAGGUUAGUUAGAUUUUUUAAAUCCUCUCUCAUGGCGAAAAGUAAAGUUCUGUUUUGUUUCAUGUUCGUAAGUCAAAGUGUUUCUUCGAGUUAUUCAUGCAUUUUUACGAUGGAUGGAAGAUUUGUUUAAACGUUUGAGGUUGACUGUUAUUCCUCUGGAUAAAAUUUCAGUAGUUUGUGUGAUUUUUUUAUCUACAAAUAUUAAUUCUUUGAGCUUCCGAGUCGCAUGUGUAAAGAUAUCCUAAUCGCCUCAUUCGAUAAAUGUUCAUAGCAAGUUUCACAGUUUACGAAGUAGGUUUGACCUCAAGAUAAGUCACCUAAUGGCCCCACCUUAUGCAAACAUCCAAGGAAAUUUACGAUUGACUUACAAUUUACGUGAUUUAUCAUUAAAUAUAAUCUUCAAUCAAUAUUUGGUAAAAAAAAGGCAAUCUAAAUCACAGAAGCACAAACUGAAUAGUUGGUGGUUUACAAAUCUGUUGACGCUGCAUCUUUUCGAUUACUUACACUCUUGUUAGACAAUUAUUAAGUUAUUAAAAUAAACAUACAAUGCGAACCAAUCCGGUCAUUACACCACUCAGUUUUCUUGUAUAGUUUCUUGUAUAACAUUUUGCUUAUUUACUUUUUUAUUGAGAAUGAUGUAAAUAUAAUAUGGUUUGAUUUAAGUUUAAAUUUGCACUGUCUUUGUGUAUUGUAUAGAUCGGAAUGUUACUUUAAUGUUUAUUGGUGUGGAUAAUAGGAAAUUUGACAUUGUGAACGCAUUGAAGGAUAUUUAGCUAUGGUUAGUAGUAUGAAUAGAAUAAAUAAAUCUCAAAGUAAAAAUUUCAAUAUUCACAUCAUAGUAAUGAAUAAAACUAACACUAAAAUUAGUUUUAAUCCAUUGAAACUGUAAAACAGCGUAACUAAUAAAUGAUAUUUCGGAAAUUUGCGAGAAGUUAAAUUUUUCUGUUGACUAUUACUAUUUCAGUUUUGUUUAUCAUAAUACUGACUAGUAAUUUCUUGUUUUGUUUUCUCAGCAUACUUAUUGCUUAGGAUGAAUCUUUCAAAUGUGUAGCUUAAUCAACUGGGGGUUUUCUUCCGUUCAUAUUCAAAAUAACUUCGAUACUACCUUUUUACACUAAUUAUUUACUUGAUGUUACGAUUUAUUUGUGAAUGCUUUUGUCUAUCGUUUUCAAUAAAACAUCUCUUUACCCAAUGUACACUUGGAUUGUUGCCUUUUUUAUUUGUUGGUUCUAUGGUUUACAAAUGAUAAUCUAAUUGUUCUUUAGAAUGUCAUAAACACUUACUGUUUGCAUUUAAUGAUGUCUUAAUAAUAAAAGUUAACACUCAGCGUAGACUGCCUUGAGUAAUAAUUCGUACACAACUACCUAUUUUAUGUUCUCCUGUAGCUCUUCUAGAGUUACUGCCGGUCUCAAGCUUGGGUAAAGAAGGAGGGUUGGACAUGGAGUCACCGACCCGAUCCCGUAGAAAAAAAUCUUGCUAAAAAAACGCUAACCGGAUUAAGCUAAUCAAACCAUCUAAACUCUACGUUGAAGGAAGAAUUAUGACCCCUCGUGAUAAAAGCCGAGAUUCUUCGGAAGUCAUGAGGUCUAUGCUUUCUCUGACAACCAGAACAACAAUUAAUAUAGGUACAUAGAAUGCUCGGACAAUGUGGGAGACCGUGAGGACCGGUCAAUAUCUACGGAACUGAGGAGGUAAAACUUGAGUGCUCGGAAUCAGUGAAGCCCACUAAACCCUAGCUGGACAGAAAAGAAGAGAUGCUGCUGUGCUUUAGUCCCGAAGAAGAAAAUGAUCCACGCUCAGGGAGUUGCUGUGCAAGGAAGCACGUAAAGCACUUAAAGGGUGGAAACCUCAUGAACUAGGGAUUAUCAAAGCGUCCUUCAAAACAGAGAAGGAGGGAAUCACAAUAAAUGUUAUCCAGUGUUAUGCAACUACCAAUGAUAGAUUAGGGAACAGAGAAACAGUUGGGUAAGAACACUGAUGAUCUUGAAUAGGCCGGCUCCAUUGGAUCCACCGGACAUCGAAGGAGCACGCAAAGAUUUUUUUAUAGAUGUCACUCCGCCAACGAUCAAGCGUAUCAACAUGGCCAUCAGACAAAUCAAUAAUGUGAAAGCAGUAAGACCUGACAAUAUACCAGCUGAAGCACUAAAGUCAGAAGUAAAAGCAACUUCAAACAUGCCCUACGUUCUAUUCGGGAAGAUUUGGGAGGAGGAACAAGUGCCAACAUAAUGGAAAGGAUAUCUAAUCAAAUUACUAAAGAAAGAUCUGAGAAAAUGUGAGGACUACAGAGACAUCACCUUACUAUCAGUACCGGGAAAGGUUUUCAACAGUGUUGCUGAACUGAGAGAAAGAUUCAGUAGACACCCAACUUUGAGACCAACAGACUGGAUUCCGUAAGGAUCGGUCGUGCACAGACCAAAUCGCGACACUACUGAUGAUCGUUGAACAAGUCAUUUGAGUAGAGUUCGUCACUGUACAUUAACUUCCUUGAUUAUGAGAAAGCAUUUGACAGUGUGGAUAGAACAUUACAGAAACUUCGACACUGUGAUGUACUUGAGAAGAUCGUCAUUAUGAUACGAAAUUGAUACUAUGUACUACACUACAAAGUCGUGCAUAGGGGCAGCUGACAGAUCAGAGUCAAACGAGGCUUCUUGCUCUCCUCCUUACCCUUCGUUUAUGUGGUUACCAUCAUUCCUUAAUACCCUGCGUCUAACCUCACUACUACUUAUCUCGUGAUUCCAGCGGAUGCGAACAAUAUUUCUAAGACAUCUGUGAUCAAAUGCUAGCAACUUGAAAGUAACCUCUACUCUUGAUGACCACGUCUCGCAGCCGUAAAGUAUAAAAGGACGAACUGCUGCGCAGGAUAUCCGUCGUUUAAUGGUAUCCGGUCAACAGAUAUUGAAUAUCUUGUGUAGACAACUGUUUAUAAAAACUUGUACCAGUUUGAUGAUGGUUGUGGUAGUUCUCCAAGUCUCAGCUCCGUAUAGUAGAACUGUCUCGAUAUUUAUGUUUAAGAUUCUGACUUUGAUGUUGGUUGACAUUUAUUUUGAGUUGCAUACGUUCUUCAAUUGUAGAAAUGCGACCCUUGCUUUGCCAAUCCCUGCCUUUGCGUCUGCAUCCGAUCCUCCAUGUUCAUCGGUAAUGUCACGGUAUUGUGGUGUCUGCUACUUAUGUAGACAUAAGUAGUAUAUGAUGUUUGUCGUGAACAGAAUGUCUAGCAGUAGAGAGACAAGAAGACCGAACAAUAAAGAAUGGAAACAGAAUGCGAUUUGUAUGAAAAUGCAAGAACAAAGGAAGUCUGAGUCGUUUGAGACAAUCGAUGGACAUUUUGCAAAUUGAGCAUUUAAUAUAUGGUUGUUAGAUUUUACUAACUAGUUCUGUAAUUUGUUGUCAAAUACAUUCGAUUGUCCCCAUUGGUGUUCUUGUUCACUACA